This is a messenger RNA of Arabis nemorensis, 1689 nucleotides long. The record is from the annotation of a GenBank genome assembly. Lineage: Eukaryota; Viridiplantae; Streptophyta; Magnoliopsida; Brassicales; Brassicaceae.
AUGACCAAAACGACGCCGGAUGAUGCUCACGUUGACGUUCUCUGUCGACGCUCCGGCAACUAUCAGCCUUCUCCAUGGAACCAUCAUUGUCUCCUUUCGAUCGAUAGUAAAUAUGCGAAAGAAGAUAAAGUGAUAACUAGAGAUUUGUUGAAGAAUAAAGUGAAGAAGAUGCUUGAUGUUGAAAAGGAGAGUUGUCUCGAACAAUUAGAGCUCAUCGACGAUUUGCAAAAACUUGGGGUUUCAUAUCAUUUUGAGCUAAAAAUAAAUAACAUUUUAAUGGAUUUUCAUCAAAAAAUUGUAUGGGAAUGUAACAAUGAAGACGAUAUACAAAUUACCGCACUCGAAUUCCGACUUCUUAGACAACAUGGUUUUAAUGUCUCAGAAGAUAUAUUUGAUGUGACCAUCGACAAAAUAAAAGGCAAUACAUUCAAGAGUGAUGAUGUAAAAAGUAUCAUCACUUUAUACGAAGCGUCGUAUCUCUCCACGAAAUCGGAUACGAAAUUGCGUGAAGUCAUCAGACCUUUUGCACUACAACAAAUAAGAAAAUUUGUUGAAAGUCAUCAUGAUUAUGAUGAUACUUACAAUACUGAGAUGGCGAUUCAUGCGUUAGAAAUGCCGUACCAUUGGAGAAUGAGAAGGCUAGAGACGAGAUGGUACAUAGAUGCAUACGAGAAGAAACGUGACAUGAAUGUCGUCUUGAUAGACUUUGCCAAAAUCGAUUUCAAUAUCCUACAAACUUCUCAUCAAGAAGAUCUCAAAUAUGUUUCAAGCUGGUGGAAGGAGACAUGUUUGAGUAAGCAACUUCCCUUUGUAAGAGACAGAAUAGUCGAGAAUUAUUUUUGGACCGUUGGAUUAAUAUGCGAACCACAAUUUGGAUAUAUUCGACGGAUCAUGACUAUAAUUAAUGCACUUGUUACAACUAUCGAUGACAUCUACGAUAUAUAUGGCACCCUUGAAGAACUUGAACUCUUCACUGCCAUGGUUGAAAAGUGGGAUGUAAAUCGUCUUGAUGAUCUCCCCGAAUACAUGAGGUUGUGUUUUCUUAUUUUGUUCAAUGAAAUCAAUAGCAUUGGAUGUGAUAUUCUCAAACACAAAAAUAUUGAUGUCAUCCCUUUUCUCAAGAAAUCGUGGGCAGAUUUAUGUAACACAUAUCUAGUGGAAGCAAAGUGGUAUAAAAGAGGAUACAAACCAGGCGUGGAAGAAUACAUGCAAAAUGCUUGGAUUUCAAUUUCGGCCCCAACAAUGUUAAUCCAUUUUUACUGCAUUUUCUCUGACCAAAUCUCAAUUCAAAUCUUGGAGUCUUUGUCUCAACAUCGACAAAACGUUGUCCGAUGUUCCGCCACCGUGCUCCGUCUAGCUAAUGACCUUGGAACUUCACAAGAAGAAUUGGCGAGAGGAGACGUUCUGAAAUCGGUCCAAUGUUACAUGCAUGAGACCGGAGCUUCUGAGGAGAAGGCACGUGCGCACGUGCACCAGCUGAUCAGUGAAACGUGGGACGAAAUGAAUUACGAAGCAAAAACGGCACGUAGUUCUUCAUUACUUCCUCGAGGUUUUGUGGAAGCUGCAAUGAACCUGGCACGCAUGUCGCAAUGCAUGUAUCAAUUUGGCGAUGGUCAUGGAUUUCCAGACAAAGCCAAGACCGUUGAUCGUGUCAUGGCAUUGCUUGUUAAUCCAAUACCAUUAGAUUGA